AUGACUAGGAACCAUAGGUUCACUAUAGGAUGGAUUUGCCCUCUCCCGCUAGAGAAAGAGGCUGCAAGGCUGGUGCUGGACGAAGAGUACCCGCAAGAUGAGGUCCAGUACCAGAAUGCAUUCUACCUAGGCGGUCGGAUUGGAAAACACAAGGUUGUCAUCGGAGUGCAACGAGGAAUAGGACUUAGUCAUGCGACAACCCUUGCCGAGAAGAUGCGCGCUGGAUUUCCUAACAUCAGAUACUUUCUCCUGGUUGGCAUCGCUGGCGGCGUGCCUCGCUACGGACCACCUGGUGCGGCUUCGGAGAUUGUGCUUGGGGACGUGGUUGUCAGCUAUCCACGAGGCAACCAUGGCGGGGUGUUGCAGUACGACAAGGGCGCGUGGAAGGGUCAAGGGCGACUGAACUUUCGCGGGCACACAAACGGCGUUCCUGGCGACCUACUGGCCGCGGUCAACAACUUCCGCGCGGAAGGCUGGUCCAAGACGAACAUCACAGACGUCUUGAAGCAGAUGCGGCGCAAGCUUGACGAGAGGCGACAGCAUCAGUACGACGACCCGGGCCCUGAUUCUGACCGGCUCUACAAAGACACUUAUGAGCACCAAGAUACGGAGCUGGACGACUGCGGAGCAUGCUGUGACGCAAAGUACAUCGUUUCACGCUCUGCUCGAGGACAUGCGGCUACCCGGUCGGUUGACCAGCCGUCCGUCCAUUUCGGCAACAUUGCAUCGAGUAAUCAGCUGCAGAUAUCCGCCGUCGAACGAAACAGAGUCCAACGAGAGCACGACGCCAUCUGCUUUGAGAUGGAAGCAGCAGGGGUGAUGCACGAGUAUCCUUGUGUAGUCGUUCGGGGCAUCUGCGACUAUGCAGACUCGCACAAGAACAAGGGCUGGCAGAACUACGCGGCAGCUACGGCGGCAGCGUACGCUAAAGGGCUGUUGUCUAGGAUCCCC
This is a messenger RNA of Macroventuria anomochaeta, 951 nucleotides long. Its product is annotated as purine and uridine phosphorylase. Gene Ontology annotation, biological process: nucleoside metabolic process. The transcript has a single exon. Gene Ontology annotation, molecular function: catalytic activity. The annotation marks the transcript as partial. The record is from RefSeq and is a predicted model, not a curated record. Lineage: Eukaryota; Fungi; Ascomycota; Dothideomycetes; Pleosporales; Didymellaceae.